Molecule: messenger RNA, 644 nt
Organism: Nylanderia fulva
Lineage: Eukaryota; Metazoa; Arthropoda; Insecta; Hymenoptera; Formicidae
Gene: BORCS7
Product: BLOC-1 related complex subunit 7
Cellular component (GO): BORC complex
Source: RefSeq, a predicted model, not a curated record
AGUUCAGUUAUAGAAAAAAAAAAUAAUAAUAACAAAACAAACCUCUCGCGCAAAACUCUGAUAUUUUACGAAUUGAUUUCUUGUCUUUAUUUUAUUUUCUUGACAUCUGUCAAAUGAAAGGAUGCGUUCAUAAAGGAUAAUUUCUAAGAUUAUGAAAUAGUGUUUCUGGCAAUAAGAAUAUUAAAUCAAAGACAAAACGUACAGUCUAUCAAUAGGCCUGGAUAACAUUAAGAGCAAGUCUUAUCCCGUGAUUAAUGAGAAACAUAAUUAUAAUACAAUGGCAUCAGCAUCUAGUACAAGCGCACGCAGCUUGUUCAUCGAAUCAAAGAUGAGACUGGCAGAUAGGGUGCAAGUUAAUGUUAAUAACAUUGCCUCUCUCGCCAGACAGAUACAGCGAGGUUCAAAAAGCAGCGAGAUUUUAACACACUCAGCAAAGAACUUUGCACAGCAGGAACAUGGAUUAGAAACGAUUGAAUCCAGUUUAAAGAAGCUUGCACUCAUUAGUACUCAUUUGGGAUAUCAAAUGGAUGCAAUUGACAAAAACUCUGCAAUGUUGGAACAAGUUACUGAGCAAGUACGAUCUAUGCAACGAUAACAUUUAAAAAAGUAUGUAAUAAGUUUUAUUUGAAUUCUAUAUAUAUUAU